CUCCGACACCGUCACCAACCAUGGCCCGCCCCCUCGCACGAUUCGGCGACCUUGUCCGCACCGCAGGGCCCAGCCGCGGGUUCGCGUCGAGCGCGCGCGCGUUGGCUUACCCAUUCUCCGCCAACGUGACCUUCCCCGAGCCCAAGGCGCCCGCGCCGGUUCCGCAGAACCUCCUGACGCCCAAAAACGGGUGGCAUGUCGUGGAGCACGUCAACGCUGGCCUGCGGCAGGAGGUGGACCCCCAAGGCCUGCUCAAGACGCUGUUUGCGCGGCGCUCGCGCGAGCGCCUGCGCACCGGCUCGGUCGUGUCCGUCAUCUCGUACCUCAAGUCGGACCGGACGGGGGGCGUGCAGCCAUUCUCGGGCGUGCUGAUGAAGGUGCGCCGCCGCGGGGUCGACACGAGCUUUACGCUGCGCAACAUCGUCGCCAAGACGGGUAUCGAGAUGAACUUUAAGGUGUGCAGCCCGAUGAUCAAGGAGAUCAAGAUUGUGCGGCGCGCAGAGGGGCGGACGGGACCGAUCAAGGACCUGCGCCGCGCACGCGUUAAUUACCUUCGCGAGAGGCCUGAUAUGAUGGCUACGAUUGCGAGCGCGCUCAAGCAGGACCAGGCGCAGCGCGUCGCUGCCAAGCGCGAGAGCGCGGGCAAGAAGAAGUAGAGCGUGAGUCUGUAGAGCGGAGAGAGCGAGUUACGGACACGCAUGCAUAGUGUACAUCUCAG
Messenger RNA from Cutaneotrichosporon oleaginosum, 718 nucleotides. Its product is annotated as mitochondrial 54S ribosomal protein bL19m. The record is from RefSeq and is a predicted model, not a curated record. Gene Ontology annotation, biological process: translation. NCBI's taxonomy places the organism in Eukaryota, Fungi, Basidiomycota, Tremellomycetes, Trichosporonales, Trichosporonaceae. Gene Ontology annotation, cellular component: ribosome; mitochondrial large ribosomal subunit. Gene Ontology annotation, molecular function: structural constituent of ribosome.